Messenger RNA from Glycine soja, 791 nucleotides. Its product is annotated as cytochrome b5-like. NCBI's taxonomy places the organism in Eukaryota, Viridiplantae, Streptophyta, Magnoliopsida, Fabales, Fabaceae. The record is from RefSeq and is a predicted model, not a curated record. Gene Ontology annotation, cellular component: intracellular membrane-bounded organelle; membrane. The coding region runs from base 89 to 529 and encodes 146 amino acids. The transcript has 4 exons. Gene Ontology annotation, molecular function: heme binding.
UGUUGAGAAAGAGAAACCACAACAAAAAGUGGUGUCCUAAAGAAAGACCAUCUUUCUCUUUUCUGUAUCACCGUUGGAAGAGACUGAGAUGGGUUCAAAAACCAAGACUUUUACCUUUGAAGAGGUGGCUAAACACAAUCACAGGAAGGAUUGUUGGAUUAUAGUCAAAGGGAAGGUGUAUGAUGUCACCCCAUUUUUGGAUGAUCAUCCAGGAGGUGAUGAAGUUUUAGUGACUGCAACAGAGAAGGAUGCCACCACUGAUUUUGAAGAUAUUGGCCACAGUGAUUCAGCAACACAGAUGAUGGAAAAAUACUUUGUUGGGGAGGUUGACACCAACACUCUUCCAGCACAAGUUACCAGCAACAACAGUGUACGCCAACCAACACAAGCACCACCUGCCUAUAACAAUCAAUCUUCAGGAUUUGUUGUGAAGAUGUUGCAGUACAUAGUGCCAUUGCUGAUAUUGGCCUUUGCAUUUGGCCUGCAGUACUAUGGCAAAAAAAACAAGUCCACUGAGUCAGAAAAUUGAAUUUGAGUUUGUGACCAUUGUUUUAGUGGUAAUAAUAGACUGGUGGCAGUGUUGUUUCUUUUCUUUUCUUUUUGGGGUAUCAUUUAAAACUACUUCACUAUCUCAAAUACCAUGCGGGGAUUAAUUUUGUAUUCUUAGUGUGUUGUGGCCUCUUGCUCAAGUUAUGCUUGUUGUUAUUUAGGUACCGUUCGAUUGAGUGGAAAGAAAAGAAAUAAAAGUUCUAAAUCAGAGUAAAAAGGUGUUGGAUCAUCUCAUGAUACUA